Mustela erminea (ermine) is the source of this 2268-nucleotide messenger RNA. It is a transcript of the gene MATN4, whose product is annotated as matrilin 4. The transcript is spliced from 11 exons. Bases 226 to 1980 code for a protein of 584 amino acids. The record is from RefSeq and is a predicted model, not a curated record. Gene Ontology annotation, molecular function: calcium ion binding. NCBI's taxonomy places the organism in Eukaryota, Metazoa, Chordata, Mammalia, Carnivora, Mustelidae.
GGGAAGCGGAGGCGCCAAACUUGGUGGCGGGGUUUGGCCUCGGUGCUGCGGGUCCCCAACCCUCACAGACGCGUGAAAGGCGCGGUUCUCCCCGGCGGCCUGAGGCUUGGCGAUGCAUGUUUGAGUGUGUACAUUCGUGUGUGCGCGCGCGUGCGUGUGUUGGAAGGACGGCCACGCAGAAGUGCCGUAGGCUCCAACACUUCUGUUCCCUGCCACUCAAUCGCCAUGAGGGGCCUUCUGUGCUCGCCACUGCUCAUGUUGCUGCUUUUUCUCCAGCCCUGGGAAACCCAGCUCCAGUUUGCAGGUCCCAGGUGUCGGACGGGACCCUUGGAUUUGGUGUUCGUGAUUGACAGCUCGCGCAGCGUGCGCCCCUUUGAGUUCGAGACCAUGCGGCAGUUCCUGGUGGGCCUCCUCCGCGGCCUGGACGUGGGGCCCAAUGCCACGCGCGUCGGCGUGAUCCAGUACUCGAGUCAAGUGCAGAGCGUCUUCCCACUCGGCGCCUUCUCGCGACGCGAGGACAUGGAGCGCGCCAUCCGCGCGCUGGUGCCGCUAGCUCAGGGCACCAUGACCGGGCUGGCAAUCCAGUACGCCAUGAACGUGGCCUUCAGUGUGGCCGAGGGCGCGCGCCCGCCGGAGGCGCGCGUACCGCGCGUCGCUGUCAUCGUGACCGACGGGCGGCCCCAGGAUCGCGUGGCUGAGGUGGCGGCGCAGGCGCGCGCCCGGGGCAUCGAGAUCUACGCGGUGGGUGUGCAGCGCGCCGACGUGGGCUCCCUGCGGGCCAUGGCGUCUCCCCCGCUGGACGAGCACGUCUUCCUCGUUGAGUCCUUCGAUCUUAUCCAGGAGUUUGGCCUGCAGUUCCAGGGCCGGCUGUGUGGAAAGGAUCUGUGUGCUGAGGGGGGACACGGCUGCCAGCACCAAUGUGUCAGCACCCCAGGGACGUUCCACUGUGCCUGCAACCCUGGCUACCAGCUAGCUGCAGAUAACAAGAGCUGUUUGGUCGUUGACCACUGCAGCUUUGGGAACCACAGCUGCCAGCAUGAGUGUGUUAGCACCUUUGGUGGGCCACGAUGCUACUGCAGAGAGGGCCACGACUUGCUGCCCGAUGGGAGGAGCUGUCAGGCCCGGGACCUCUGCAAUGGUGUAGACCAUGGAUGCGAGUUCCAGUGUGUGAGUGAGGGCCUCUCUUACCGCUGCCUGUGCCCGGAGGGCCAGCAACUCCAGGCAGAUGGCAAGAGCUGCAACCAUGGGUGCCGGGAAGGCCACGUCGACCUGGUUCUGCUCGUCGAUGGCUCCAAGAGCGUGCGCCCGCAGAAUUUCGAGCUGGUGAAGCGCUUCGUGAACCAGAUCGUGGACUUCCUGGACGUGUCCCCCGAGGGCACGCGCGUGGGGCUGGUGCAGUUCUCGAGCCGCGUGCGCACCGAGUUCCCGCUGGGCCGCUACGGCACCGCGGCCGAGGUCAAGCAAGCGGUCCUGGCUGUGGAAUACAUGGAGCGCGGCACCAUGACGGGGCUGGCGCUGCGUCACAUGGUGGAGCACAGCUUCUCCGAGGCGCAGGGCGCACGGCCCCGCGCCCUCAACGUGCCUCGCGUGGGUCUGGUCUUCACCGACGGCCGCUCCCAAGAUGACAUCUCGGUGUGGGCCGCAAGGGCCAAGGAGGAAGGCAUCGUCAUGUACGCUGUGGGCGUGGGCAAGGCGGUGGAGGAGGAGCUCCGGCAGAUCGCCUCGGAGCCGGCAGAGCUGCACGUGUCCUACUCCCCUGACUUUGGCACCAUGACGCACCUGCUGGACAACCUCAGAGGCAGCAUCUGCCCGGAGGAGGGCAUCGGCGCGGGCACAGAGCUUCAAAGUCCCUGCGAAUGCGAAAACCUCGUGGAGUUCCAGGGCCGUACGCUGGGGGCGCUCGAGAAGCUGACGCAGAACCUGGCCCAGCUGACCGCGCGCCUGGAGAAUCUGGAGAACCAGCUGGCCACCCAGAAGUGAGGGCCGCCGGUGGCUGGGAGCCGGGCAGGAGCGCGGCCCCGCGGACUGUGCCUUCGGGGCGCCGUCGGGGCACCGGGGGGAGCCCCCAGGACUUGGGCUGUCGAGAAGGGGGCGCUGGCGGGCUCCCCGGCGCUGCGCUGGAGCUGGCCUCGCCUGGACCAGAAGCCGGACUGCGGGGGACCGAGGGGGCGCUACGUCCGCACGCCCUCGCUGCGUGCUGCGCUCAGUUCUUUGUUGGAUUUCCUUUAUGUUUUUUCUUUAAAAAAUUUUGUUUUGUUGUUGUUUUGU